UCCCUCCUGUCUCACUCCUUCCCUCGCCUCCUUCAGGGCACAUCUUAAGAUAAUCAUCUUCAACUACACCUUCCUUCCCUUACCCUCCCUUCCCUCCACCUUGUUGACUUCAUUUCCCUACCUUCAUCUCCUGAAGGCAGCACUUCAUUCUGGAGCAGGCCAUCCUUCAUAUGCAAGACAUAAAUGUUGCUGGCUCUUCAGACACAGUUCCUCAGACCCCCUGUCUUCAGAUCCAGUUCCAGCAGAAAUCACUGCAAAACAACCAGACUCGGACUGAUUGCCAUCUCCUCUUCCUUCAAGCCAGGGAACACUGAGACCAUUUGCAGCACCCUCACUGCUAAUCAGCAGAGAAUAGACAUUUAACCUGGGACCUUUGUGAUCCAUGUGACAACAUUUCACACCACAUGGUUCAUUGACUCACUCAGCUAUUGGUGCAAUUUGGUGCUCUGUGGUUUGGCUGGAAGCUGGAUGCCAAUUACCUUAAGUAGAACAAUCAGUGUGUAAAUCAGCAUAUUUUCAAAAGCAAUUUCUUUUAUUGAAGAAAGACAGGAUUUCAAAAUGGAAACAGCAAUCCUCAAUUUGUGAACUCACUCGGCGAUUCAAUUCAUUGCCUCAAAAAGUGCGUCUGUCUGGAAACAUUGCAAGGCAUGUGGGGCCUGGAUCGUCGCAGGCAAAUCCAUCGCUUAACUUUCUUAAUCAGCUCCCAACACACAUUUAAGACGGCUUCCCAAAAAAAAUCAGAACCAUUCUUGGAUUAAAAUGCACGAUUGUAGAAAAUGCAUGUUAUUAACGUCUGCGUAUUGCCUGCCCCUCAGGGAGCACUGAGCCCGCAGGUACAUUACGACGAGGGACAAAAGUAAUCCCAACGGGAGGUUGCAGGCUUGGUUUGCAGAAGACAUGGCUUCCUUAGGCUGCGGUUUGCUCACGUCCGUUGCCAGAUCAAGAGGAGCUUACCUUCUCACUCCGAGCACCGUCUGCACAUACUCUGCUUCGGUGCUGGUUCUGCACGUGCGGGACUUUUGUUCAAACCGAACAUGUCUCAGGGAAAAAGAACUGGAGAGGAUCCUUUCUCCUUCUCUGUGCUGCCUUCUACCUCACCUGCACACCUCUCUGGUCCCUGUACGCAAACUGCACAGGUCAAAUCAGUGGCUGCAGGAAAAGAAAGCGGACGCAGACACUAGCAAGGCAGACGCAGGCUCCGAUGACUUGGCUGCUGUGCCCAAGUCAGACGAAAAGGAGCUGGUGCAGAAAAGCUUGCCCCAAAAAGUUAUCCAAGAACUGAAACAUUACUACAAUGGGUUCCGGUUGCUUUGGAUCGACACCAAGGUGGCGGGUAGGAUGGUCAACCGGUUACUGCAUGGCCAGCAGCUGACCCGCAGGGAGAGGCGAAGGUUCCUGCGGACAUGCGCUGACCUCUUCCGCCUCGUUCCCUUUAUGAUCUUCAUCAUCGUGCCUUUCAUGGAGUUCCUGCUGCCCUUCUUCUUAAAGCUUUUCCCGGAAAUGUUGCCGUCAACGUUCGAGAUACCGUCAAAAGAGAAAGAAAAGCAGAGGAAGACGCUGGCAGCCAAACUCGAGAUUGCAAAAUUUCUCCAGGAUACGAUCGCAGAAAUGGCGAAGAGGAACAAGGCUGAGAGCGGCGAUGUUACAAAACAAUUUUCCACCUACGUUCAGCAGAUCCGUCGCUCCGGGGAGCAGCCGAGCACCCAGGACAUUGUGCGCUUCUCCAAGCUGUUCGAAGACGAGUUGACACUCGAGCACCUGAACCGGCCUCAGCUCGUGGCUCUCUGCCGACUGCUGGAACUCCAGCCCCUCGGCACCAACAACCUGCUCCGUUUCCAACUCCUCAUGGAACUCAGCUCCAUCAAGGCAGAUGAUCAGAUGAUUGCCAAGGAGGGCACCGAGGGGCUGACCGUGACCGAGCUUCAGAUAGCCUGCAGAGCGAGGGGCAUGCGAUCACUGGGAGUCACAGAGCAGCAGCUUCGGGAACAGCUCAAUCAGUGGCUCGAGCUGCACCUGAAGGAGAAUGUGCCUCCAUCACUCCUCCUACUCUCUCGUGCGAUGUAUCUGACUGAACUCAAGCCAAAACCUAUCAUGGAGAUCAUGCCAAAAAUUGAGUUGGGUAUCACCAGUUCUCCUACGCUAGAGAAUCCAGAAGUCAAAGAGAAACGGAAACCAGACAUUCCUGACGCUCUCCAGGACUUGGCCCCAACAUUAAAAGGCAUCAAGGGGGAAGAAAUAACAGAAAAGGCGUCCGAGCCAUUGUCAAAGAAACUUCCGCCAAUUGUACCGGGCAGCACGGUGGAAGAGGUAGCAGAAAAGGCAUCAGAGGCAUUACCAAAGAAACCUCCUCCGCCUCCGACUGCACCAGGCAGUACUGUAAGGUUGGUCUUCCUAAACCCGAAAACCAAUCCAAGGCCAGUGCAAACGGAACGUGAGAGGUGCUGCGAGCCAACAGUGCGAAGCAGCCCCUCACCUCUGAGACUCACCACAGUGGCUGCUUCCACGUAUCAGACAGCAUUCAGGACUGGCCCACGUGGAGCUCGCUGUCCCGUCGCCAGGCUGGUGCUUCCCUCCCUCUCUCAUUGAACCUCGGGGAGCUCCUCGUGCCCAGGAUAGACCCUGUGAAAGGCCCCGACUGCACUUGAAAACGAUCACCGGGAAGUCAAGCAGCCAGGAACAGUAAGCCAUCGGUAAGCCUCCGCCGUGUGUCUCACCCGCCACGAGACGGUGAGGUGGGAAUCGAAAGAGGCAAAAAUCACCCCAUCGCACAGCUCCGUCUGAGUGGAUUGUUGCUGCCUGCGCAGAGUUCACAACACGUUCUGUGGCUAUGUUUAUCGGAAAUGUGGCGUUCAUUCACAGUGUAUGGCGCUGGCUAAGAAAGAUAAACCCACACUCCAAGCCAGGCUAGUCCGUGCUCCUCUGAAUUGAACUCCUGGGGGCGGGGGCGGUGUGGAGACACAGUUAGCCAGACUCCAGACACACGACACUAACUCUUAACUCCAAUCAUACUCUCCACUCAAACCAGGCCAGAACUUGGUUCAUUGCUCUCGAGCCAGAAACUCCGAACACACCUGUCCCGCAGUCUCCUCCAACAGAAAGCCUGGGGAGUCUGACUUGCUGGUCUGUCUGUCUGUGCGUCUCUCACCAGGCAGAGCAGCAGAAUCUCGCUUCACUCCCAUCCAGAGGUGACAAACGGGGAGGGAGUCACAAAGAGUGGGGGAGAGAGAGGAGGGGACAGGAGAAUGUCCUUUCUGGAUGUAAUGUUUUGCUAAAUUUGGUGGAUUUCCCCCUUUGCACUUGUAAAGAAUCUUACCCCACAUUUCUAAUCUAAUAUGUCGUUGAUAUUAUGCAUCAUUCGGAAACGGUUUACAGUGGGUUAUAAGCAUACAGACUGGGACAUAUUUGCUAAAUACUGAACAGAGAAGAACAGCGCUCAGUCCACACUCCUGAAUCUGCCACAUGGGGUAUAGGGGAUGCCCCAUAAAAGGGGGAAUCACCUCCCACUCCA
Molecule: messenger RNA, 3508 nt
Organism: Callorhinchus milii (elephant shark)
Lineage: Eukaryota; Metazoa; Chordata; Chondrichthyes; Chimaeriformes; Callorhinchidae
Gene: letm2
Product: leucine zipper-EF-hand containing transmembrane protein 2
Exons: 12
Coding region: 898-2586 (562 amino acids)
Biological process (GO): intracellular monoatomic cation homeostasis
Cellular component (GO): mitochondrial inner membrane
Molecular function (GO): ribosome binding
Source: RefSeq, a predicted model, not a curated record